Messenger RNA from Suhomyces tanzawaensis NRRL Y-17324, 4362 nucleotides. RefSeq lists its product as uncharacterized. The transcript has 3 exons. Lineage: Eukaryota; Fungi; Ascomycota; Pichiomycetes; Serinales; Debaryomycetaceae. Gene Ontology annotation, molecular function: protein binding. The record is from RefSeq and is a predicted model, not a curated record. The coding region runs from base 1 to 4362 and encodes 1453 amino acids.
AUGAAUAAAGAGGAUCCAAAAUAUGUCAGCCAACUUCCAAAAUUCUCCAAACUUCCGAAAGAUGACCUACCCAAGAGAGAUGUCUUCGGAAGAACCAUUCUACAUCUCUUGAUCUUGAGCAACAGGAGCAAUCUUCUCCAAGAGUUAUUGAAAAAUUCUCACAUUAAGACCAUCUUUAACCUCUGUGAUUAUGAGAACGGAUGGAACUGCAUGCAUUACGUGAUAUUUUACAAGAGAAUAUCAUGUUUUAGAAUGUUGCUUGACUAUUUCCGAGGAACUAGUGCUAAGCAAAACCUGGUUCUAGCCACCAACUCCUCAUUACUAGAGAUUUUAAAAACGAAAGAUAGGGCUGGAAAUACUCCAUUACAAUUGCUUGAUAAUGAUUUUAAAGACCUCAUAUGGAUACCAGAUUACAUUAACGAAAAGAGCGAGUUUCAUAUAUCUUAUAGAUUCAAGCUGAACAAAGAGCCGGAAAGCGCGAAGAGGGCCUCUAUCAAGUCUCCUCAAAUACCCUGGAAUCAUGCCAGAGGUGGUAGUGAGGUUUACAUGUUUGGAAACAAUAACAGUAACCAAUUGGGGUUUGGUGAUUCAACAGAUAGAUCUAUUCCUUCCAGGCUAUCACAUAACCCAUUCAAAAAGUACAAUCAGCAUUCCCUUUCAAUUGAAAAUCUCAAAAAACCUCGUUACAAGCAAGUUGCUUUAUCUAAAUACCACUCAAUCAUAUUGACUAGUUCUGGUGAAUUGUUUUCCUGUGGGAAAGGCUCUAGGGGCAGAUUGGGCCUUUCAAACCUUAGUGAUAGCUUCAAGUUCCAGAAAAUUGAUAUAGAAGAUCCCAUUAAAUUUGUAUCCAGUCAUAACAAUCAUACAAUUGCUGUCACCUUGCAAAACGAAGUAUAUUCCUGGGGUCUUAAUAAUUACAACCAAUUGGGUUAUGAUUCAUCUUCAAAAUCUACUAGCAAAGGAUUUACAGAAAAAUUUGAACUGAGUCCUUCUCUAGUCGGAGGUGAUUUGAGGAAAAAUAGUGCAGAAAUCAAGGGUGUUGCUACUUCUAAAAUUCACGGAGUAGUAUUUACCAAAACUGAAUUGUUCUUUUGGGGUUUGAAUAUUGGUCAAAUGGGGUUCACGGCUAGUUCGCAAAAUAUUGAAUUUAAGCUAGAUGAUACCGUGUACAAGGGAGAGAUUCAAUCUACCCCAAGGGCCAUUUCACUUAGAGAUAAUGUCAAAUUAGUUGAAACUUGUGAAUUGUGUACUUUUGUGGUCACAGAUAAGAAUGAUAUUCAUGUAUACUUUCAACACCAUCAUUAUAAACUCCCAAAGAUUCCAGUGAAGGGGUCCAGUGAUAAACAUUUUGAUAUUUUCAAACCUACCAGUCUUACUAAAGCUGUUCUGAUUCAAAAAAUUGUGGCAAGAAGCCUUGGCUCAUGUAUUAUCUUGCUUGAUAAUGGUAACGUUAUGAGUUUUUCGUUCAAUCCUGACGACUAUAAGAAUACAAAGUAUCUCUUUGUAUGGCGAGCAUAUGAUCAUGACAUGGUGGUCACUGAUAUCGAUGCGUCUUAUGAUGGGUCAAUUGUUCUUUGCACAAGGAAUGGCUCGGUGUUUAUCAAGUCAAGUCAGACCAAGCAAAGAAAACAUUCGGUAACAGAAAUCUCUUUGCCAAUGCCAAUCACUAAGAACAAAUUCAAAAGACUUGAUAACUUAAAUAAGGUAGUACAGGUUUUCUGUGAUCCAAGCUUUUCGUCUUUUGGAUUUUUGAGAGACGAUGUGGAUUUAUUACCUUUGAAAUUGCAAAAGAAUGAUUUUGUGGAUGAUCUUGCCUAUUUGAGCUGUAUUAAUGACGAGAAUACCUAUAGAAAACAAGAUCAGUUGCUUACGUUGGAUCAUAACUACAAGACUUAUGUCACAAACUUCUUCUACCCAGAUAGGCUUGCCAAUGAUGAAGCUGAUGAGCCCACUGCCGAAGACAAUACAGGAGUAGUCGACCUUCUUGAGAAAAAGUAUCAUCACAAAUACGAUUACAUCAGGAACCGUAAACCAAGAAGCUCAGAGACUUAUGAUUUAGAAUUAAACACUAUUCAAGAUGGUUCGGUGAAUAUCACCAACGAAAAGUCGUUCAAGCUGAAAUUUCUCGACGGACCAUCUGAUAACAGAGGAUUUGACUGCAAGAUUACUUUUAAGGAUUUUCCCACCGUUAGCAUAGGCUUUCAUAAGCUUGUUUUACAGUUGAGAUCAAGACCGAUGAAGAAGCUUUUCGAUGAGACUAAUUCUGACGACCUUUUUGUGUCUGGUGAUUUUCAGGCACAGUAUUAUAAGGAUGAAAACAAGCUAGAAGUUCAGAGUCCUAUUAAUGCUAUAUCCAUGGCAUUGUUCAUCCACUUCGUUUACUGCAAUGAUUUCCUAGAUCUAAACGAUGAAAUUUUGAAUCUGUUAGAUUGUACUUAUCAUUUGAAGAGCACAUUUCAAAUUUUUGAUAUGAACACAAGAACACUGGGAAUAUUGGGAGUCACAGAAAUCUUUUCCACUUUGUUGGUGGAAAAUUCAGGCGAUGUUAUUGUCCGUUUGAAGGAUGAUGAAAUUAAAUGUCAUUCCUUUAUUUUGAAGGCAAGAUCAGCCUAUUUUGAAACCUUACUUUCCGACAGAUGGGUAAAUGAUGGAACUGAAUUCUUAGAUUUCACAGAUGUAAGUCUGACGACCUUUGAAGCAAUUCUCAAGUUUAUCUACGGAGCUCAUUCCGAUCAAAUAUUUGAUUUCGAAUAUCUGUUUGAUGAUACGGAUGAAUACAUCAAUGAAGUAUUAGAAUUAAUCGAAGUGGCAGAUGAAUUAUUAUUGUUCCAAUUGAAAUCAUUAUCGCAAGUGGUAUUGAGUGAUUUGAUUAACUUGGAUAAUGUUCUUAUUUUGUUGACACAUGCCGAUGCCUUGUCUGCAGAGAAGCUUUUCAUGAAUUGUUGUUGGUAUAUAUACAAUAAUUUGGAGAUCUUGCUCUUUGAUCCAACUUUCACAGAUUUGUCAUUAGACUUGAUGCAGAAGUUAGAGGUUCAAGUGAUUUACUUCCAAAAUUGUAAAUCGAUAGAUUUCUCUGAUGAUUGUGGUGUGUUAAACAAAGGAAUGUUGACCAAUUGGUUUGAAACGGAUUCGGAUAAUCUCCUUAAAACUUACUUUGAACUGAUGACAGAGUACAACGAGAUAUUCAUAAGUGAUAGAAAAGGAUUCAUGGGAUUCAAACCUUUGGUUGAUGUCAAGUAUGAACUCAACAAAGAUGGGAAGGAGGGCAAGAAAAAGCGAGACAGGAAGAAUUCAAGAAGAAGCUCUACAGUGAACAACGAGAUUCUUGAUUUCAGAAACAGUAUCAAGACUCGCGAAAAAGAGACUUAUAUUGAUUCUUCUGUGCUAGAAGAAAAGAAUGAUGAUGAUACUGGGUUUGAGGUGGUGAAUCGGGGAGGAAGACGGAAAUCCAAGAACAAUGGAAACGGUGUAUCACCCACUCCACCUUGGACUCAGAACGGUUCUGCAUCGUCUUCAACUACUUCCCUAGUCAGUAACAUAGAUACUGGACGCAGACCUCUGGCAGCCCCUGUUAGUUUACCAGCUAGUCUGAUGGGCUUGAGUCCAUUUUCAAACUGGGCAUCAAAGAGCACAGCUGUCCCCUUGUUUUCAGAUAAACCUACAACUGCUUCACGUCCAGUUCUAGAGACCAGUUCAGAUUGGGCUCGCAAGGGUAGUAGCAGCUCCAAAAUUAAGAUCGGCCCCAUGAUUAAAUUAUCCCAGAAAGAACGGAAAAAGAAGAUGGCGAUGGAACAGAACAGUGACGUGGUUGAUAAUACCCAGGCUGUAUCAUCUUUGCCCACCAACCCUUGGUCUAAGACCAAUAGUGAAGCUACAGUGAGCGACGAUCUUCCAGGAAUGCCUAAGUUGGGUAGCUCGAAGAAGACCGUUCGGAGCGUUUUCAAGUCGACUCCAUUGGCCGAUGCUCCUAGAAGUCAAGCCAGCGUGGUUGCAGACCCUGUCCCAAGCAUCAGAACACCGUCACUUACAGAGAUCAUGAUAGAAGAAUCACUUCGGGUGGAAAGAGCCAGGCAAGAAGAAGCUGAGAGGAAGACGUUGGCGGAAAUCCAGCAAGAGCAAGAGUUUGCAAAAUGGUGGGAGGAAGAGACCUUGCGGGUGCAAAAGCAGAUGGGCACACUACAACUGGAGCCAAAGGCUCAACCAAAAGGGAAACCCAGAAACAAAAAAAAACCUUCUGGCAAAGAAGUUCCCCAGUCGAACAUUCCUAACAAAGGCAAGCCGGCUGGGCCCAAAAAGAAAACCUCCAAGUCGGACAGCACCAAGGCCAAGUCCAAAAGUCCUAGUCCGAUGACAUCUCAAUAA